Messenger RNA from Tetrapisispora phaffii CBS 4417, 1272 nucleotides. RefSeq names its product threonylcarbamoyladenylate synthase (gene SUA5). Gene Ontology annotation, biological process: regulation of translational fidelity. The record is from RefSeq and is a predicted model, not a curated record. The transcript has a single exon. Bases 1 to 1272 code for a protein of 423 amino acids. Gene Ontology annotation, cellular component: cytoplasm. Gene Ontology annotation, molecular function: nucleotidyltransferase activity; tRNA binding; double-stranded RNA binding. NCBI's taxonomy places the organism in Eukaryota, Fungi, Ascomycota, Saccharomycetes, Saccharomycetales, Saccharomycetaceae.
AUGAAAAUAAAGAAAUCACUCCAAUUAAUUAUGUCUUACCAUACAAGAAUUUUGAAAGUUGAUCCCUCCUCCAUUAAAUUUUCACCAACCGCACACAUAGAUGGCUCAUUACCUGAAAUAACUGACCCUGCUACAAGAGAAGCACUUCUAGAGGCUGCCAGGAUUAUCAAGGACACAGACGAUAAUGUUGCUUUCCCAACUGAAACUGUAUAUGGUCUAGGUGGUUCUGCAUUGAAUGAUAAAUCGGUAUCAAAUAUAUAUAAAGCGAAAAAUAGACCUAGCGACAAUCCACUAAUAACUCACAUAUCGUCAAUCGACCAACUUAACAGAAAAAUAUACAACAAUAAACAAUCUGAAUCUCAAUUACAAGAUACAUAUCAACAUAUUCCAUUAUCAUACCAUUCUUUGAUUUCAAAGUUAUGGCCAGGUCCAUUGACGAUCCUUCUUCCUGUUCCUGACAAAAACGAUAAUACAUUGUCUGAAUUGACAACUGUGGGCCAACCAACUUUUGCUGUUCGUAUCCCAUCGAACCCAAUAGCAAGGGCCCUUAUUGCUUUGAGUGAUACACCUAUUGCGGCUCCAUCUGCAAAUGCAUCAACCAGGCCUUCCCCGACAUUGGCUGAACAUGUUUAUCAUGAUUUAAAUACUAAACUUCCACUGAUUUUGGAUGGCGGGCCGUGUAGUGUUGGUGUAGAAAGCACAGUGGUUGACGGUCUAUCCACACCUCCUUUGCUAUUAAGACCAGGUGGUUUUACAUAUGAGCAAAUUGUAGAAUUAGGUGGUUCAGAAUGGACUGAUUGUAAAAUAGAGAAUAGGAAAACAUUAGCGAAGGGAGAAGUCGUUAGAACGCCAGGGAUGAAAUACAAACAUUAUUCACCUUCUGCAACGGUUGCCUUACUAAUACCAGAAAAGAAAAGCCAAGACAGCUCAAAAUAUUUCAUAAAAAUCAAUGAACUUAUUGCAGAUGAAUGCAAUAAAAACAAUAUUAAGAAGGUUGCUGUACUAACAUCAAUAGAAUUAAAUAAGAAAAAAUCAGACUUACUCACUAACUUGAAUGAACUUGAGUUAAAAGAUAAACCAGAGAUAAUUUUGAAGACUUUAGGUCUGAAUGGGGAAGAGAUUCAAAUGAACCUAUUUGCACUAUUAAGAGAAGUUGAUGAGUUAGAUAAAGUAGACUUAAUAAUAGUAGAAGGUAUGACAGAAGAUAGAGAAGGCUUGGCUGUUAUGAAUAGAUUGAAGAAAGCUGCUGGUGAGAAUCAUUAUUAUAUUUAA